AGCUUGGCGAGCAGCCAGCUCAGAAGCGCUUCAGCCUUCAGAAGCCGCCAUGGCCUGUCACACAUGCUCCUGCCGGCAUCUGAGCACAGUCGGACGCUUAUGGCCGCCAGCGGGCGCCCCACAAAACGCCCAGAGAAGCAGAAAGCCAAUCAAUGCAGAGGGCGCCACUCAGCUGCUCCUGCCAUGUUGUCCACGUGCUUCGACAGCUGGCAUGAGGAAGCGACGAAGUGCGCCCCAGCUGCCUGUGCCGAGCUUGUCAUCACUGAAAACCAAUGUGGGCAGUCUGGCUUGUUACAACGUAGGGGCUAAAGGCUUGAGCAGACCGCAGCUCUGGCUGGAGCUGGACAGUAGACGAAUCUCUCACAUUCGAGCCUUGGCUGACGAGAAUGUUCCAGAAGCUGACGGGGAGAAAAUGUGGUCCAUUGAGGAGAUACUGGCAGAGGCAGAGGCGGAAGGGGCCAACUUUGUCUUUUCUGAAGCAGACGACUCUGAAGAUGAAGAAGAGUUCAUGAAAACCCCUGCUAUAAGAGCGUCUUCCGAUGGGCCGGGCGUAGACCUGCCCACCUCCGAUGACAUGACGCGAAUCCUGUCAGCUUAUGGAGGGGCAGAGACAGAGAGUAUCCAUGACAUCACGGUCGAGGAACUGCAGCUUGAGCUACAAAGUGCGUCCCCUCGGAUGCUCCUGGAUGUCCGAUCUGAGCAGGAGUACAGCUCGGGGCAUGUCCCUGGCGCCGUCCACCUUCCUCUGGAAUCCCUAGUUGGCCGCGUGUCGGCUGGGGAGGUUGACAUUGAGGGAAAGCCUUUGGCCGUUAUAUGUGCGUCUGGCAGCCGCAGUGCACGUGCUGCUUUGGAGCUCAAGACUUUCUGCCAAGCCAAGGACGUUGUGAACGUGAGAGGGGGGACGUUAGCCUGGAUAGAUGCGGGAUAUCCGAUUGACAAGCGAUGACAACAGGAGUACUGAGACUGAGCACAUUCUCACAAAAGUCCAAAGCAAGAGAUUGACACGCUCUCUACUCUCAGGUGCACGGGCCUCAACGUCCAUUUCUUACACAGUGUCCCGGC
This is a messenger RNA of Klebsormidium nitens, 1062 nucleotides long. Lineage: Eukaryota; Viridiplantae; Streptophyta; Klebsormidiophyceae; Klebsormidiales; Klebsormidiaceae. The record is from the annotation of a GenBank genome assembly.